Molecule: messenger RNA, 2682 nt
Organism: Anoplopoma fimbria (sablefish)
Lineage: Eukaryota; Metazoa; Chordata; Actinopteri; Perciformes; Anoplopomatidae
Gene: tbl1x
Product: transducin beta like 1 X-linked
Exons: 15
Coding region: 175-1716 (513 amino acids)
Biological process (GO): regulation of transcription by RNA polymerase II
Cellular component (GO): histone deacetylase complex
Molecular function (GO): protein binding; transcription corepressor activity
Source: RefSeq, a predicted model, not a curated record
GGGAAGCGGCUGAGAGGCCAGAUAGGCAACAUAGACUGUAGUCUGUGAGACUCAGCCUACUACUACAAUAAAACGAAUUAUCAAAGUAGGAAUACACUUUUUUUUCAGAGAGUGUGCUAUAUUAAGGAGUGAGCCCAACCUUCCAACAUACCUCCUCCCUUCCACUGGGCUAAAAUGAGUAUUACCAGUGACGAAGUGAACUUCUUGGUCUACAGAUACCUCCAGGAAUCAGGUUUCUCCCACUCAGCAUUCACCUUUGGCAUCGAGAGCCACAUCAGCCAGUCGAACAUAAAUGGAACACUAGUGCCCCCUGCAGCCCUCAUAUCCAUCCUGCAGAAAGGGCUUCAGUAUGUGGAGGCAGAGAUCAGCAUCAAUGAGGAUGGUACAGUCUUCGACGGUCGGCCAAUCGAGUCGCUGUCGCUCAUCGAUGCAGUGAUGCCAGAUGUGGUGCAGACGCGGCAGCAGGCCUUCCGUGACAAGUUAGCCCAGCAGCAUGCGGCCUGUGCCAUGGCAGCUUCAACCUCUGGAAACCAGCCGAACCCACCAAAGAACGGAGAAGCCACCGUCAAUGGGGAGGAGAACGGCACUCACAACAUGAAUAACCACAGUGAGCCCAUGGAGAUGGACGUAGAUGUGGAGAUACCAGCCAGUAAAGCCACGGUGCUCCGGGGCCAUGAAUCUGAAGUGUUCAUCUGUGCCUGGAACCCCGUCAGCGAUCUGCUGGCUUCAGGCUCGGGGGACUCCACCGCCAGGAUCUGGAACCUGAACGAGAACAACAACUCCAACUCCACCCAGCUGGUGCUGCGCCACUGUAUCCGAGAAGGUGGCCAGGACGUCCCCAGCAACAAAGACGUCACCUCACUAGACUGGAAUAGCGAUGGGACUCUGCUGGCAACGGGCUCGUAUGAUGGAUUCGCCAGGAUAUGGACAAAGGAUGGGAAUCUGGCAAGCACCUUGGGACAGCACAAAGGGCCCAUAUUUGCACUCAAGUGGAACAAGAAGGGGAACUCCAUUCUCAGUGCUGGUGUAGAUAAGACGACAAUCAUUUGGGACGCGCACACAGGAGAAGCCAAGCAGCAGUUCCCUUUCCACUCAGCCCCAGCGCUGGAUGUCGACUGGCAGAACAACAGCACCUUUGCCUCCUGCAGCACAGACAUGUGCAUCCACGUGUGUCGCCUUGGCAGCGACCGGCCCCUCAAGACCUUCCAGGGCCACACGAAUGAAGUUAACGCCAUUAAGUGGGAUCCAUCAGGUAUGCUGCUUGCCUCCUGCUCAGAUGACAUGACCUUAAAGAUUUGGAGCAUGAAGCAGGAGUCCUGUGUCCACGACCUCCAGGCUCACAGUAAAGAGAUCUACACUAUCAAGUGGAGCCCCACGGGCCCCGGCACGAGCAACCCCAACUCCAACAUCAUGCUCGCCAGCGCCUCUUUCGACUCGACAGUCCGACUGUGGGAUGUUGAGCGCGGGGUUUGUAUUCAUACGCUGACCAAGCACCAGGAGCCCGUCUACAGUGUGGCCUUCAGCCCCGACGGCAUGCACCUGGCAAGCGGCUCCUUUGACAAGUGUGUGCACAUUUGGAACACCAUGACUGGAGCCUUGGUGCACAGCUUCAGGGGCACUGGUGGUAUUUUCGAGGUGUGCUGGAACAGCACUGGGGACAAAGUUGGUGCCAGCGCGUCAGACGGCUCGGUAUGUGUCCUUGAUCUCCGAAAAUAGCCGACUUGAGACUUUUGAUGAUGAGUCCUGGAAUGUGCAGCAAGUUGCCUUCUUCUGACAUCAGCAAACACACUUUCAUUGCUCGAGAAGAGCUGUAAGGUGGAGCGAAACAAAACCCCUCACAGGAGUAAAACCAGAUGACUGCAGCAGCCUCCGAGGGCUUCCGUGCACCUUACAGUCUGUUGAUGAGUGUUUUAUGAUACGCCUAUUGGAAACAUAAUGGAAGCCGGUUAAGAGAUCCCCAAGACUGGACUGAAUCCAACUCCCUGGGUGCAUCCGUGUUUUAAAGGUUUCUAAUGAGAAAGUGCUGCGAUCCCUCCGGGCCACUGGUCCAGCUGUUAUCGGGUUGUAAGGGUGGAAACACAAAGAUGAGUUUUAUAAAGAGAAAAGUGUUAAUGAGACACGUGUUUGGCUGCAAGAGGGAACAAAUUAUGAAAGAAAGGUUGUGGUUUAAGAAUUCCUCUGAGCAAAAUGUUACCUCAUGUCCAAAAUGAACUGACGUGAUAAAAGUAACAUCAAUACUGACGCACUGGUAUUGUACGAUGACAGGGUGCUUGACUUCUUCCCAGUGGAGAAUAGAUUGUUUUCAAGAGUACUUCUUGCUUUGCUUUUUUUUUUUUUUUCCCACAGAUGGACUUUUGAAAAUCAAAAUUGAAUGUGCCGCUGCAAGGUAUUUCUUAGCUCACGUCUAACAUCAGGUCAACAAAAAAAGGAAAACCUGCCAAGAAACAGUCCUAACCUCCUAAAAUGACCUGCUCAAUUCACUCGAGAUUAGAAAAUGUCAUUUUUUUUUGGACAAGAUGUGAAAAAGUGUGGUUUACAAAGAGAAUUUUCUCCCUUUUUUGGAUGUAAAUUUCAGAAUGUAAAGAUAUGUAAAUUAGAUUAAUACACAGACUUAUAUACUGUGUAUAUAUGUUUAUAUACAGUACACUUUAUUGCCAUUCUGUAGGGGCUCAUUAAUGGCUA